UGGACCGGCCGGGACGCACAAGCGCAGUCGGACGGGCAAGUUGAACGCAGUGACCGGCGUCUCGGCGAGUGAAGUGUUCGUUGAUUGCGAGUGAUCCCGAGGAACGGCCUGUGCUUUCUCGCGGAUCUGAACGAGGAUAUUUCGCCGCGCACGGACAGAUUAGCUGGACACCACCUGGUACCCAGAAGGCAAGUGAGAUAGAGACAGGUGGUACACGUGAAAGUAAGCAGCAACCAUGGGAGCGAGACAGAGCAAGAGGUCUGUGGACAUAACGACGACGCCGAAGAAGGAGGGAAUACCCGCCGAAGGAGGCGUCGUCGGCGACGCGGCCGCACCUGGCGAUGGCAAACUGGAGAGGAUCGAGGAGGCCGACACGAAACCUACCACCAACGGUAUAGCACCGCAUACCGACACCACCGAGGACAAAGAGAAGGAUAAGGAUGAAGCUACCGAGAAGGACAAGGAGAAGGAGCAGCAGCCACAGCAGGAGGAGGUAAAAGAGGUAAAAGCCGAGGAGACGAAGCAAGAGUCGACCGGAGAGUCUCCUGCGGAGGUUGCGGAGGUCACGACGCCCACAGAGGCCACCCCUGCGAGUCCGGACACUGUCACUUCUCCAGACAAUAAGGAAGCCAAAAAGAAGGAUAAGAAGAAAAAGUGGUCCUUCAGGUCGAUCAGCUUCAGCAAGAAGGACAAGACUAAGCCGAACCGCGAAGAAACACCCAAGAAUGGAGACGUCACCAAGGAGGAGCCACUCGCCGAGGGUGGUGAAGAAGCAGAGAACGCAACGGCCGCCUCGAGCAGUCCACUGGAGGAGAAGUCAGAGGCAAGCAGUCCAUCGGCGGACGAGCAGGUAGCCGCGCCAGUGGCAGCAUCCGCAGCCGAGACGAAGGAAGAGACCGCCGCGGCGUCGCCGGCAGCCGCUAGUCCGGUCGAGGAAAAGAAAGAGGAACCCACUCCCUCCGCCCCCACUCCCGUCCCGUCUGUCGAGGAUAAGAAAGAGGAGGCGGUCGAAAAAGUCGAGGCCGAGAAAAAAGUAGUCGAGGUCAGUCAGUCAACCGGCGGUCAGUCGGUAACGGACCCGGUAGAGGUCCCCGUCUACCGAGUCCAACCAGUCGCGACGCCGUCUAUCAUUGAGAGGAAAACCAGUGAGGAGCUCCCGUCCCUGCCCCCGUCCAGUCCACCGCCGACCCCCAUAGACCCGUCGCCCUUGCAGCAGGCUCGGCAGGCCGCGGCGAGCGCGACUGCCCUAGCGGAAGCGCUCAAGCUGCCCGCCGAGGCUGUCGACGAGGAGGAAUCGACGUUGACACGGGUGGUCGACGCGACGUCCCCGUCGUCUCGCGAGGAGAACCUCGCCGAGUCCAUCGCCAUCACUACCCCCGCUAUCGCGUCCCUGACAUCACCCGGUCCCUCCGCUGACUCGCCCCCGACUAUUGUCCCCGCGAAAGUAGAGUGCCCGCCGGUGGUAGAGGCCAGGAUCGAGUUUCAAGAUGCGAAGAAGGUGGGGGAGAUAUUAGCGAGUAGCCGUGACAAUGAGGAGGAGGCUGGGAAGGUAGAGAGCGUGUCGGAGAGCCUCGUCGCGAUGGAAGAGGUAUCUGAGUGCCGGGAAGAAGGUGACGCAAAUAGGGUGGAAGAAGCGCCACUAGCGAUGGAGCGCGAUGAGACAAUCGAUAAUAAAAAUACGCAGAGCGAGAACGAGACGACAGUUCCCGUCGUCGCUGCGACGGAUGAACUUAUGAAUCAGACUUUACCGGUCGUAGAGUGUCAAAUAAAGAACGAGAUAAAUACUCGUGCAGACCCUAUGAAGACAAAUGUAUCGUCUAACAGCGGAUUUAAUGAAAAUCUCGAGGCUGAAGCGUCGACUGAGAUUGAAACAAACGACGCUUGCUCGGCGGCAAAGCAACAUUUAUCGUCAGAAAACUUUAAAACUGAAAAAAUGGCUGCUGUUCUGGACGAAACAACACGGCACGUAGAAAGAUUAUCGGACUCGGAUCUUCUCACGGUUGAAAAAUGCGUGAACGUUGAGACGGAAGAAUCGUCAGAAAAUCUUUCUUCGGUAAAGCUUGUUGGAAGCUCUUCGAGGGAGUUGGAGCGAUCAGAAGCGAAAGCUGCGGAACAGUUGUGCGGAAAGCUGAUCGAAAUUGAACAUGAUUACGCGCAGGAUGCGUUGAUGGAGAGCAAAGAUGAGAGAGUUGCAACAGUAACUUCACCAUGUGAACUGUUCAUGAAUUCCGAAGAAGGACCAUUGUCGGUUUCGGAGGAUAUACUAGUGGAAGCCAUACCAGCGAUGAUCAUCCCGGAAGAUGACAGCAUCGAGGAGCUCACCGAUACCACCGAAUCCGUCAAGGUGAUUCCCGAAACCGACGAGGAAAGGCUCGAAAACGAACCUGAAUCGGACACCGCGUUGCCUACAGAAGAAACUCUAAUCUCCGAAGAAUUAGAGGACAUGUCCGUGCCGGAAGAAUCAUUAAACGAAUUUGCCAGCGUGCCUGGCAUCAUGAAAGACGAAGCGAAAACAGUCGACGUCGAAGAUACGCUGCGAUUUCCGCCGCCCGAGGAUUUAGUCGAGUUCUUGCAAAUACCUGAGUUUCAAGGCACAGUGAGCGCGCUGGAACCUAUCGAAGAGAAAUCAAUCGUAGUAUCGAUCACCGAGACGGAAACAGCGAUGACAUCCCUCGCGCAAGCCGAGAUCGAAAGGUGUUUCCUUUCACCAAAGGAUCGCGUGACACCGUCAGAUUCCUGUCCGUUGGACUCAGAGGCGACGCAACGUUCACGGCUUUCAGACGCUCCGACGUGUACGCUCUCGCCCGGAUUCGAAAACGUGCCUAUCUCAUUAGAGGAUCUUCCACCGGCUCCCGAAGACACGGACUCGCAGACUUUAGACUCCUUCGAUUAUCCUUUACCACCGGAAGAGCUCUCUUGCCCGUCACCACCGGUUGUCCCCGCGAACGCGUCCAUAAUCGAACCACCGCCACCAUCACCACCAGCUUCCGUCGAGCACGCGGCUUGCCCGAGAGACCCGACAGAGACGCUCCUCACGCCACCCGUAAGUCCCAGCUCCCACAACUCCAAUGUCAAUACCGCAUCCGGCAUCGCGACGAAUGAUUUGACGAUGACGAAUUCGUGCGAUCAAUCGGACGUUGAAUCGAAGGAGAGCCUGGCGGCCGAGUGCCCAGCGAAGACCGAAAGCCAGGACGGAGCCUUGUGUCAAUUGUCGAACACCAUCCCGUUGACUGCUGCCCAGGAGCAUCACCAGAACGCUCCGGAGGUCGAGGCGCCGGUAGAAAACAACAUCGCCCACGACAUCAGCACGACGGAAAGCUUGGACGAGGCUCCGAAAGUUGCACCGCCGGCUGUCCCGACCGAGGCACCCGCCUCCCCGCCAACCGCGCCGGCUAUCACCGAGGACGUCGCGUCGGUCACCAAGGCCAUUGAGGAGAUUGACAUCAGUGAUAAGGCAGUCGCGGCGGCAGUGAACGAAGCCAUCGAAUGCAACACAAAUGAAAUCAUCGCCGAUGCGCACCACCAAAACAACAUAAACGAAUAAGCGCCACUAAUUGAAUUGUAUUUUGGAAAGAAGAAAGUUCUUUUCUCUCGUUAAAACCAAAAAACUAUAUUAUAUAGAUAUGUAUAUUUGGACCAUUCCUGCAACUAAACAGAAAAUAACGUUCUUUCGUUACGAGCAGCAAAAGGGGAAAACGGGGCGAUGACGACGACGACGAUGACGAUGACGAUGUUACCGCGGCAUCUCUCGAGAGCAUAUAGACUCUAUAGUAGGCCUAUUAAUUAUUAGACGGCGCGUUUCACGGCAGGGUGAAUGGGCGAUUACACGCGGGGGAGAGUCUACGAUCGUCAAUUUCAGAAUUGCCACGAGAGUCCUUAAUAUCGCGUUUGAUUCCGCAGGUGCGUUUACACGCUAAAUGUGUUUGUCGUCCGUGCACGGUAUUAGCCACAGAUAAACAGUACUAAGUCUUAUCCGUCGUGACGUGCGGGGGAGGACAAAGGAAAUGCCGAUCAUCUUCGAGUUCAUGUCCGGCCGUGGAUCGCAAUCCGCCGCGAUCGGCCCUGCCGUGUAGAAAUUUUUAAAGUGUCAUUAAUUGUUACUCAAGUAAGUCUCUAAUGCUCGAGCAUACACACAUGCACCGCGCGACGGGCUAAGCGAUAUAUAAUUAAGAUCGUCGAGACGAUAGAGCGUGAAUCGUUCGUCGCGCAUUCCAGAGGAAAUACUCAAUGGAUGGCGCCCUCCCGUAAUUACAUAACUAUUGUACUCUAUUAGAACGAAAGUGUGUGAACGAGAAAGAGAGAGCGAGAGAGAGAGAGAGAGAGAGAGUGUGUGUGUGAAAAAGAGAGAAGUAAAGAGUGAAAAUAUAGAGGAAGAAAUCGAGAGGGUAGGCUGUGCGUGAUUUAGCGAUUGACGGUGUGAAAGGGACAAGGGAAUGAUAGCGCGCAGAUGCACAGGGAUGCAUCCUCGCCACGGUGAGAAGACGGGGAGGAGACGGAGGUAGGAGGGAGGCGAGGGAGCAAAAGCAGAAGAGAAGCCGAGAGAUAAGGGAAAAAAAAGAUUAUCUGAGCGACACGCGACAAUGUUCGUACGAGUAAGAAAGCGCAUCGACGACUUCGAGGGCACCCGAUAUAUUGUUUCGCUCGUAUUUCCUUCGCGGUCCUUGGUUUUCCUUUUUCCGUUUACAUCUGUACGCGAUUCGGACACGUUUUUACGUUGUAACGAGGAACUGCAUAUUUUUUAACAUGAAGUUGAUACAACGCGAGCGCGCGCCCACUGGCGCACGCGCGAUAUGCACACACACACACACACACAUACACAUACGAGGAUACACACGACGUAAUAUACACACGAGUACACGCAAAAGAGGACAUUACACCGCGUAUACGUAUAUACGUACCAUGGAACAUACGAGAUAAAGUAUAUACAGUAAGUCGAAACGAGAUGUAAGUGAUAUAUUAAUCUAGACUAUAGAGAAUGCGUUUGUGUAAAUUCGGCGUUUGUUCGAACAUGCUAAUUCUCCAUGCGCGAGAGAGAACAACACACUUAUACGACGACGAAAGCCAAUCGUAAUUUUUAUGAUAAUCAUUAAAGAGUAUCGCAACUAAUUACAAACUUACGAGACAUGCACAAGACUCUUUACCACCCGGAAUGGUACCUUUUUCAAGUUUUUCAUACGAUGUUUCUACGUUUCUACGUUUAUACGGAUCUCCAGAAGUUAAAGAAAGAAAAGGAGUAAUUAUCGUCUAUCGAGGAAGCUUUUUUUAUUAAGACCGUAGCGUAGAUCAUAAAGUUACAAACGAGAAGCGCAUUACUACACACCUUCACGUGUGGCACGCUCCGGUAUCCCCGGAAAUAUCCCCGAGUGUCAGGACGCUAAGAGGGGGCGGAGGGCGGGAAAGGGACAAAGAGAAACAGAGGAGCAGCGAGCGUUCACCCGUGUCCGUGACUGGCAUUGAUUUCUAAAGCGGUUACACGCAUAUUAACGCGCAAGAGAGCGGGGAGAGGAAGUAAAAUUAAAAAAAAAAUAAAAUAAAUUGUAUAGUAAAACCGACACAUUAAUAAGUAUAUCUGUCCGCAAUGAUCUUUACAACGAAAUAAAAUGGGAACUCAUCGCUUAGCAGCGAUGACAGACACGUUUUGGCGACGAGAGCGAACUUUUUAUCGAAAUUCUUCGCGUGCGAUGAACCGAGACUGAAUAUAUCUGUGCACACCCGACAUCCUCCAGCGAACGUUAUCACUCUGAGGCGCCGUCGAGGCAAACCCAGCUCGUUUAUUUAUUUUGCGUCGAAACUACAAAAUUAUAAAUGAGACCUUUGGAUCGAAGCCGCCUCAGAACGCGAAAGUACAGUCUCCAGUAUAUCUUCGAACAGCAGUUAUAAUAGUAACUAAACUAUUCUACAUUUAUCUAUAACCUAUAAUAAACUGUGAAACAAAGU
Messenger RNA from Ooceraea biroi (clonal raider ant), 5937 nucleotides. RefSeq lists its product as uncharacterized. The record is from RefSeq and is a predicted model, not a curated record. Lineage: Eukaryota; Metazoa; Arthropoda; Insecta; Hymenoptera; Formicidae.